AUGGGUGCUAGUAAUACAAGUAUUUACCUCUUCGUCUGCCUGAUCCUCUCGCUGCACUGGACUUUGGGGAGCUGCAAUACGCCUAUCCGACAAUGUGCUGGAAAGAAUUACCCUCUGCCGUUGAUGGUGCAAAUGGAUGAGUGCAAUGAGCUGCCCUGCGAUUUGUGGAAGGGCGGCGAGUCGAGCAUAGCCAUUCAAUUUGUAUCCACUCGCAACGCAAUAAGCCAGCUUACGGCCAAGGUGCGCCUGGCCUCGUUGGGCAUGACCAUACCAUACGAUCUGGAGGAGUCUCGGGCCAAUGUGUGCAAAAAUCUGCUGUACGGCGCCUACUGUCCACUCGAUGCGGGCGAGGAUGUGACCUAUCAGUUGCUCUUGUCCGUGGCCGAGCAACAGCCGGAGCUGCCCACCACGUUGGAGGUGACGGUCCUCGAUGCCAUGAACAGUUCAGUGGUCGCCUGUUUUCUUACCGAUACGCGAGUCAAGAAGCGCUAG
Molecule: messenger RNA, 492 nt
Organism: Scaptodrosophila lebanonensis
Lineage: Eukaryota; Metazoa; Arthropoda; Insecta; Diptera; Drosophilidae
Gene: Npc2c
Exons: 3
Coding region: 1-492 (163 amino acids)
Source: RefSeq, a predicted model, not a curated record